CCGUGUGGGGAUGACCUACUUGGCCCGGGAGGAGGAGAGGAACCAAGGGAGCAACCGCCGCCACUGCUCUGCCGGCACCUCCAUCCUCUGCAUUGUGGCCUGGUAUGCUUCUGCUUCUCUGCAGCUCGAAUUGGAUCUAUAGUCGACCCUCCUCCGGUCCGGGGAGGCAAAUGCAGUGGGGGUCAUGAUUAUCAUGAGUUGGGGGUCGCGAUUAGUACUUGCGGCAGAAAUCAUGGAUGUCCUUAUGGAAUUUAUCUUCUUAAUCUAUUCACUGUACUUUGGCCUAAUGGAUGUUUGGCAGCAGUACUCCUCUUUUCUUUGAACUGAAACACGAGCUACUGUAUAGUUGGGCAUAGAAAUGCAGGCUCAUUUCUUUCCAUAUGUUUCAAGGCGUGAAACUGUAAUGAUGUAUUGGUAUAGGUAAAUUUUCUCAGCCUGUUGCAUUAUUUUACAUACAUGCUGUAUCAUUGUAGUUCAGCCUCGUUGGUACGUUAGGAACUUACUUUUCUCAGAAAGGCAAUAUUAUACUCCAAUAUUCAUAACUAGACCUUCAACAGACCAAGUCUUCAGAACUUCAUCGGCAAAAGAGAGAAAACUAGUGCUCCAAUAGAUGAUAAAAUAUUACAAGGAACUGUAAGCAAGUUUCUCCGGGUGAUUCGUUGAAUAAAAAAAUUAUAAAUUAAAUCAAAAAGAAGUGGAGAUAUUCCUUUCCUGCUCCAGAUGCCAAUUCCAAAUAAACUAUUGUAAUUAGGACCCUUGUUUCAGAAUAUGGAUGCAGAACGUUUCUAGCACACAAAGAUGUGUCAUCAAAUCAGUGAUAUUAUAACUGUAGAUGUUUCUUCAUAGUCAAAGUGGUACUUUUAUAACACUUCGCUUGUACAAAUUUGCUAAACGACACCACAAAAUGAUCAGGAACAUAUCAACAAAAUUUUAAAAACUUAAGAUCCAUUGACGUGCCCGGAUUUUGAAAAGUAAGUACUAUUACAGGGUUUAAUGUCGUUGCUUCGGUCCGCGAUUUCUUAAAAAGCAAGGUACUGAUUAGCGAGUCAUGGAUGAUUAUUGGUUUGACUUCUGUUUUCAGAAACAUUCAAAAUAAGUUAGCUGUGACACACAUUUUUUAAGGCUUAUAUUUCCACGGCUACAUUGUUUAUAAAUAAGUCACCGUUUUAGUUGCGUCUAGUUCCCGUAAACCAGACAGUGGUAUUGUUUCUACUGGCAAGGAAAUUUAAUCAGUUUUUCCCUUGAAAGGUUGGGUGAGAACAAAAGGGUGACCUCUGUUCACUAACUUUUCUUGUGUAUUAGUUUCAUAUGUGCAGGUUGUCAAGUGGAAACUUGUCGGCCGUGCUGAACAAACUUUCCUUUAUUUUUAUGGGUCUAAUAUAUCGUCAAACAAUGUUGCACACGUAUUACUGGUCUAGCUGUCAAAAAAGGGUAUGGUUGAAAUUUUAAUGACAGCAAUGUGUAGUUUUGUUAAGGCCUGAAGAGGAAGUGCUCAAUUUUUCUGUUCUAACUAUGACAAUAAACAGUUCUUAUUUGUCUGCAAUCGCUGAUCCUCAUCGACAGAAACUAGCAGGCCCAUUAAUAGGGAAUAUGAAUUUAUGUGUAUAUGGGCCACAUGAUCUGUGUUGGAAUUCUCAUGAUCACGGAAUCUUGGCUGCCUGAAGUUAGAAUUGUAAGAUUCAGUUCCAGUAUAACACUUAUGCAUGGGGGCAAAUUCAAUGGGGGUUCAUCACUCAUAUACUGUCCGUAAAAAUGAUUCUGUUGGAGCAAUUAGCUUCAAGGAGAGCUUAAAUAUAUCAAGCUUCAUGCACUAGCCAACGCAACCAAAAGUCCGAACUGAUGGAAAGGGCUAGGCAAUCCACUUAUAUAUCUCAACAAUAUAUAUCUCAACACCCCUCCUCACGUGUGACCGGAAGAAGAGGAGGUCAACACGUGGAAAGCAGAAUAGCACACGUAUGAAUGAUCGUAUACGCGGCGGACAUAGAGGUGGGUAAAUAUUGCGAGAACCAGGACUCGAACUCGAGACCCUGGGUUCUAAUACCAUGUCAAAACUUCAUGCACUAGCCAACGCAACCAAAAGUCCGAACUGAUGGAAAGGGCUAGACAAUCCACUUAUAUAUCUCAACAAUAUAUAUCUCAACAAAAUACAAUUGUCCAGAUAAAGCUUGGCCAUCUCUUGUAGCCAUUUCGAUUAGAUACUUCAGAUCAAAAUAAGAAUGAAAAUAUAUAAUCGAUGUUUCCCGGUCUCUCCUCCAACUGUAGCCCUCUAGAAUAGUUGGCAUCAUCUGGAAAUCACAUAAUUGACUCGCUACCUUGCGUAGUUGUUCUUACAACGUUCACAAAGUGGUUUCUUACAUGUUAUCCACACACUAGAGUCCAGAUUCUGACAUCAUGGUCUGCUUAUCUGUGGAGUAUCUAGAUCACCUCAUGCGGAAGAUGAUUGCAGUUCAGAUUUUGACAUCUGAACAUCACUUUACCAACUACUCCUAUCUUCACAGGCCAUAGCAGUCGUGUGAUAAAUUCAGUGAGCAUUUGUGCCUUGCUGGAAGGACUUAAUUACAAUAUACGUUGUUGUUUUCGUGAAAGCCUAUUUUCAACGCCGAGCUUAUAUAAUUUUAAGGAGACAUAACUUUGCAAACAAUUUUUUGACAAAGCAUAUUUUUGUAUUAAUUAUGCAUAGCAUAAUUAUUGAUAAAACUAAUGAUAACUCUGCACUAUUUGAAUAAAUUAUUGGUCUUCAACCAUGCCUUUUCUUUUCAAGGAAAAAAUGGUUAUUGUCUUAAGAAAAUAGAAAGGUGUUUUAGUUUCCUAAUGCUAUUGGAGAAAUGUGAAUGUGAUACUGGCGCAUAAUGCUCCUCCAUAUCCAUGAGGAACUCAUCUUGUUUACACCUACACCUCUAUGUUGAAGUUGAAACUUUUGAAUGUCAAAGUGAUAGUUUUCCCGGACCUCAGUUGUAAUAUGAAUAUCCGUUUCCCAAAGUCGAAUGUUUUCUGGAUGCGAGCUGAAAGUUCAGAAUCUCAUGUUCCUAAUUUUCAUGUUUGCUUGAAAGUACUCAUUUGAAUGGUAAGUUCUGAGUCUAAAGCUUAUCAAAUCUUGGUAAAAAAAUCGAUAUGAAUGUUUUGAUUCUAUUUGUAAAAGCGGAAUAAAUGGUUUAGAAGAGACCCAUGACAGUGAGUUCAUAACUCAUGUAACCUGAAUUAGCAUUGUCCAUUGUAAUAGCCUCUGUAUCGGUGCGUUUACAUUCCCUGAGGCCUUUAUUAGGAAGCCCAUACACGUAAACCCCAUGCUCACCGUGUCUGCCAAUAUAUUAAGAUCAUGAAACAGUUCUCUUUGGAAACAACUACAACAAUGGAAGUAGUUCCACUUUUUAAAUUGAUUGCACGCUUUGUCUUGCAUUAUAAAAAAUAUAUGUUGAAUUUAAUAGCAGGAGAGUUAAUAUAAUAUUAUUGAAAGGACAAGCAUGAGAUAGUAAGCCCAAUCUAUUCGCUGAUACUUAAUCAUCUGUGCCUUAAAACUAUUUAUUUGGUCAAACCUUAUCAUUAGCCAGCCACUACUAUAUAUAUGUUACUUGCUACCUGCUUCCUCUUUGCCUCAUCACUCAAGACAUUUCCCUCUUCUUGAUAUGGAGCUUGAGCUUAGUCUUGGAGAUUCUCUAGCACCAGUGAAGCACACCAUCACGCAUGCACAGGCACCUACAUGCACAGGCAAGGGAGAAGGCCAUGAUCUUGCGCUCGGACUUGGAGUAACGCCUACCAAAGGAUCUGGACAAGAUAGCCAAAGGAAAAGCCUACCACGAGAAGAUACUGAGGUGCUAGAAGAUGAUGAAGCAUGCCCUCAGGUUGAGCUGCCUGUCCAGGCAAGCAUCAGCUGCGCGCUGAACCUAGUCUCUGCACAAACAGGGAGUAUGAAUUCGGAGAUGUGCAGACCAGGGUUUGAUGUGAACGUUGUUCAGGUGGACGGUGGAGCAUCGCUAGUGAGGUCUUUGUCGCCAUCAUUCAUGCAGGUCGAGGUUCCUUGGAUACAUGCAGUCGAUCAAGAAGCUUCAGAGGAUGAGGAGAACGGAGGUGGCAGGGUGAGGAAGAAGCUAAGGCUGUCCAAGAAACAGUCUGCGUUUCUAGAAGAUAGCUUCAAAGAGCACAGCACCCUAACCAUGGAACAGAAGAGCAAUAUAGCCAACCGGCUCAGCCUUCGACCACGCCAAGUUGAGGUCUGGUUCCAAAACAGAAGAGCUAGGACGAAGCUGAAGCAAACCGAAAUGGACUGCGAGUACCUGAAGCGUUCCUGCCAGACGCUGACGCAGGAGAACCGAAGGCUCCAAAGGGAGGUGGCAGAGCUGCGGGCUUUCCGUCCCACAUACCCUCUCUACAACCACCACCUCUAUGGGGCCAGGGCUUGCCCAUCAUGUGAUAAUAAGGCUACAACCUACAACAAUCCUCUCUUUGUCAUUCCCAGUAAUGCCACCGUGCCAUCUCCGAGACCGAGUGCCUCGCCGCCAUCGGCGAUGUCUACCUUAUUCGCCAGGCCUCACUUUGGCCCCUUCACCACCGGCCACCCGGUGCUCCGCCGCCAGCCAUCAGCGACCUCGUGAUACGGUGGCUAGCUUGCGCUUGUGCAUCCAUGUUGGCGUGUAAGUUCUGCAGAUAGUUUGUGUCUGUACAUAGAAAGAAAAGAACCAUACUUAGCUAGGUAGAUUUGUAUGAAUGUGCAGUGCUCAAGCUAACAAAUUGCAUCAUGUGGUGUCGUGCUCUUGCAUGCAAGCGACCCGAUGUUAGUUUGUGCUAAUUAAACCUCGUAGUAGGUGUGGAAUAUUUGCGGUUGCGUGUGUUGCUGACUUUGUAGAGCUUGGCUUUGUACAAUAUAGGAUGUGAUAUGUGUUGUCAUAAUCCUGGCAUGGCAAUAGUCCUCUUUCCACUUGUGUA
This is a messenger RNA of Lolium rigidum, 4920 nucleotides long. RefSeq names its product homeobox-leucine zipper protein HOX7-like. The coding region runs from base 3624 to 4589 and encodes 321 amino acids. NCBI's taxonomy places the organism in Eukaryota, Viridiplantae, Streptophyta, Magnoliopsida, Poales, Poaceae. Gene Ontology annotation, biological process: regulation of DNA-templated transcription. The transcript is spliced from 4 exons. Gene Ontology annotation, molecular function: DNA-binding transcription factor activity, RNA polymerase II-specific; sequence-specific DNA binding. The record is from RefSeq and is a predicted model, not a curated record.